Camellia sinensis is the source of this 1846-nucleotide messenger RNA. NCBI's taxonomy places the organism in Eukaryota, Viridiplantae, Streptophyta, Magnoliopsida, Ericales, Theaceae. The record is from RefSeq and is a predicted model, not a curated record.
GUGGUAUCUGGGUUGAUGGUUUUCUUAGUCUUUUUUCUUGCUUUCUCGUGAAGAAUCACGCAAAAUCUCAUGAAUUUUCUUGGCUACUGUAAUUAGGUCUAUAUAUAGAAUGCAAUCUAGUGUGCGUACGUAUAUAAGAAGCUGUCACUGUCGUCAGAUUAUUCGUGUGUGAGUGAGAAGAAUUUUUUUAACAAAAUUGAGGCGGCGGAGUGGUGUUGAUGAUGACGAGUAGCAGUCAGGCUGUCGCAGUUCGCAGCAAAGGCAUCGCAACAUGCAUGACAUGUCCCAUCUGCAAUAAGCUAUUCAAAAAUGCUACCACCAUCACUGAAUGUCUUCACACAUUUUGCAGGAAGUGCAUUUAUGGCAAGAUUACAGAAGUGGGGUUGGGAAACUGUCCUGAAUGCAAAGUAUAUCUCGGUUGCGCUCCAUUGAAAAAACUCAGGGCCGACCAUAGUGUGCAACAUAUUAAGGCUGCAAUCUUUGAUUCCUUAAAAAGAAGAGAGCCUAAUCCUUUGCUUACUACAAUAGAGUCAAUGGAACCUGAAGUUAUGCCCACUAUUCCAUUGCUUUCCAGAAGUAAGGAAAGAUAUCUCUCUUCCUUGGUUAGCCAACCUAAGGCGUCAAAUAGGGCUGCAACGAGUAGAAGAAAGAAAUCCUUGCCAAGAAAGUUCGUUGCUUCACGAGGAUCCACUUUAUCCGUUGAGGAGCCAAUGAAGAACAGGGAAGCCAUUCCCGAGAACUCAAGCCCUCUUGUGACUCUAACCAAGAUUGCAGAAAAUAAAAAGCCGAAUUUCUUUGCUGGCGAGUCAUCUAAGCAAAAUGUGCCUUGUGAAUGUGCAAAGGCCCCUGUUGAGCCAUUGGAAGGUACGACUGCUCUGUGGAAACCUUUGAAUUGUCUUGUAGAAACUGCAGGUAUAACAAAGCCCGACAAGUCUAUUUUGCAAGAAUCUGUGGCAAAUUCAGCACUGCCCGUUGUCCAUGAAGAUGAGGAAAAUGCGAACAAAAUUACCAAAUUGAAGGAACGAGCUAAUAAAUCUAAAGUCAACAAUGAUGAGGGUCGAUCAAUGCUCGUGCCAUCAGGUUCAGAAAAACCUAAAAAGAAUCGUAGGGGUCGACCAAAACGAGCUAUGGCCACUGAAGGGACAAAUAUUGCACCACAAGCUGUGGUUAAUGCUGCAAGCACUAUGUGCUAUAGAAAAGUUCAUCCAAUUUGGUUGUCCUUGAUUCCUUCUGAUGCUCAGGAAGGAGAUGCACCGUUGCCACAGUUACGCUCCUGCUACUUGAUGAUAAAGGAUGCAAAUGUACCAGUUUCAUCCAUCCAAAAGUUCGUUGUAGAUAGGCUGGAUCUUAACUGCCAUCAAGCUGAGGUGGAGAUCUCAUUGAAGGGUCAGCCAUUGCACCCCAGCUUGCGACUGCAUAACUUAAUAGAUUUGUGGUUGCAGACAAUAGCAAAAUCAGAAGAAAUAAAGGCAACAGUGGGCAGCUCAGCGAAAGAUUGUGUGAUGGUUCUCUGUUAUGGUUGGAAACCUCAGCCCUGUUAAACAUCUUUCUACUUCCUCUGCAUCAACUGUGAUCUUGAGCCUAGGCCACCUGCUCGAAAAAAUCAAUUUUCCUAGAGUUCCCAGAUCUUGCUUUAGCGGAUGUUUCGUGCACUGGUCAUACUUUGUCUUUUUACAUUCAUAUGGAAAAGUUUUAAGUUGUACAAUCUUUUAGUUGCAUCACCAUAUGCAUCCAAAUGCUUUGCGUUGCAUGUAGUUUUACCUGUACUUUUAAUGAGUUAAGGCUUUGUUUUUAUUAUAUACAAACAUGCAUGCAUGUAACAAAAUAAAGUAGGGUGGCCAGACAU